GAAAGAAAAACAAAACACUUAUCAAGAGUGCUGUUUGAAAGUGCUAUUAAUGAAGAAAAAUAAUGUAGUUAAUGUUUGAAAUGUCUCUUUCUGAAAAAAGUGAUAAUUUCUAAUUGUCAAGGAGCAUUUUCUACUUAAAUAUUAGGUAUACGGAAAUAAAUUAAAAAAAAACUUUAUGAGAAUACCGCAUUAUAUUAUUUAAUAAAUUCAUUGCUACUUGUAAAAAAAUGGUUUUGUCAGGUGACCUAAAAAAUUACUUCACGUGUUAUUUAAUCUGACUAAAUUUACCUGACAAAUUAGGUUACACCGAUGAAAGUAUUUUUCCGGGUUAAAUCUAAUAGAAAUAGUUGAGGUAACAAUUGCAGGUUGCCACUUUGUCAGUGUAUUCAUGUUGAGGAAACGUUAAAAACAGCAAAGCCUGUUUUAAAAAAGUUUUAUUGGCUAUCACAAGAUAAGGAAGUUGAUGUUACUGGCAAUCGCCCAAAAUUUGAUGUCAAUUUUUGGGGUUCAAGGAGGGUCUUGGGUUUAUCUUCUGUCUAGCUGCUGUAUAAAAAAGCCAAUCCCCUUGCUGCCAGCUCACAGAGGUUUGCUGUAAAGUCAUCCUUCCACAAUGAGUCUCACCGCCAAAGACAAAGCUACCGUCAAAGCUCUUUGGGCCAAGAUCUCAGGAAAGGCUGAUGAAAUUGGUCAGGAUGCUCUUUCCAGGAUGUUGGUGGUCUAUCCCCAGACCAAAACCUACUUCUCUCACUGGAAGGACCUGAGCCCCGGCUCGGCCCCUGUGAGGAAGCACGGAUCGGUUGUAAUGGGUGGUGUUGGUGAGGCUAUCAGCAAAAUCGAUGACCUCACUGGUGGGCUCCUAAGCCUCAGCGAGCUGCAUGCUUUCCAGCUGCGGGUUGACCCUGCAAAUUUCAAGAUUUUGUCCCACAACAUUCUAGUGGUUCUGGCUGUUAUGUUCCCCACCGAAUUCACUCCAGAGGCUCAUGUGUCUAUGGACAAGUUCCUCUCUGCUUUGGCUUUGGCUCUGUCUGAGAAGUACCGAUGAGCACACGCUUGUGUUUUCACUUCAGACGCCUCAGACGAAUGCCAGCAUGAACAGUCUGUCUUAUGA
Messenger RNA from Myxocyprinus asiaticus (Chinese sucker), 1108 nucleotides. RefSeq names its product hemoglobin embryonic subunit alpha-like. Gene Ontology annotation, biological process: oxygen transport; hydrogen peroxide catabolic process. Bases 611 to 1042 code for a protein of 143 amino acids. Gene Ontology annotation, molecular function: haptoglobin binding; organic acid binding; oxygen binding. The record is from RefSeq and is a predicted model, not a curated record. The transcript has 3 exons. Lineage: Eukaryota; Metazoa; Chordata; Actinopteri; Cypriniformes; Catostomidae. Gene Ontology annotation, cellular component: haptoglobin-hemoglobin complex; blood microparticle; hemoglobin complex.